Messenger RNA from Anguilla anguilla (European eel), 2494 nucleotides. RefSeq names its product leucine rich repeat and Ig domain containing 1a (gene lingo1a). The record is from RefSeq and is a predicted model, not a curated record. The coding region runs from base 531 to 2378 and encodes 615 amino acids. Gene Ontology annotation, molecular function: protein binding. Gene Ontology annotation, cellular component: plasma membrane. Lineage: Eukaryota; Metazoa; Chordata; Actinopteri; Anguilliformes; Anguillidae. The transcript is spliced from 2 exons.
UUCCCAUUCUCGGAUUCGUCCCUCCCUCUCCCCCGCGCCUCGGCAAGCCGCUGAAAACAGCAGUCGAGCAGUAACCUUGCGAGUGGCGUCUGAAAGAGAUUCGACCGCACAGUGCUGGGCGAACACUGCGCGGGGCAGGGGUGCGAAUGUGUGGGAGUGCUCUUCUUAUUGCCGUUCCCUACACAGGCGGGUGCAACCAGGUACCAGACAAGAAGGGAAGAACUGUUAAAAUCGCAUAGGAUACCUCGGAGCAAAAACCGGUGUGUUAUCCGAGCACAACGACGGCGGGACAGACUUAGCCUACUGGAGUAUCUGUUCGCGUCAACAGUCCGGGGACGUCGGAAUUCGACCGGGGAAAAAUAGCUGUUUCUGAUAUCAGUCGUUUGAGGUGAUGGACUUGAGGUAGUGGAUCCCUUUUUCGUUUUUGUCUCUUCGCGUUGGGAGUUGCCGAUGGGCGAGUUGCCUGAGAAUGCUCGCUAGUCGCUUUAGGUUUCCGCCUCUCUUUUGUGUCUCCUCAGGUAACAGGUAGGAUGGUGGCAGGGGAGGCAAGCGGGCACAGCUACCUGGUGGCUUGCUGGCAGCCCAUCCUGAUACUGAUGCUGGGCACGGUGCUGUCGGGCUCAGCCACGGGCUGCCCGUCCCGCUGCGAGUGCAACGCCCAAGAGCGCUCGGUCGUGUGCCACCGCAAGAAGCUGAUGGCUGUCCCCGAGGGCAUCCCCAGCGAGACCCGCCUCCUGGAUCUCAGCAAGAACCGCAUCAAGACUAUCAACCCAGAUGAGUUCACCAACUACCCCCACCUGGAGGACCUGGAGCUGAAUGAGAACACCAUCUCAGCCAUUGAACCCGGGGCCUUCAACAACCUCUAUGGCUUGCGGACGUUGGGGCUGCGCAGCAACAAGCUGAAGCUCAUCCAGCUGGGUGUGUUCACAGGCCUCAGCAACCUGACCCAGCUGGACAUCAGCGAGAACAAGAUCGUCAUUCUGCUGGACUACAUGUUCCAGGACCUGUACAACCUGAGGGCCCUGGAGGUAGGGGACAACGACCUGGUGUUCAUCUCCCACAGGGCCUUCCAUGGGCUCAGCAGCCUGGAGCAGCUCACACUGGAGAAGUGCAACCUGACCUCCGUCCCCACCGAGGCCUUCACCCACCUCCACAGCCUGAUCUCCCUCAGGCUCCGCCACCUCAACAUAAACAUCAUCAGGGACUACUCCUUCAAGAGGCUAUACCGGCUCAAGGUGCUGGAGAUUGCUAACUGGCCCUACCUGGACACCAUGACCUCCAACUGCCUCUACGGCCUCAACCUCACCUCCUUGACCAUCACCAAUGGCAACCUGACCAGCAUCCCCUACAUAGCCCUCCGGCACCUCGUUUAUCUCCGUUUUCUCAAUCUUUCCUUCAACCCCAUCCAGACUAUCGAGGGGAACAAGCUUCAUGACCUGCUGAGGCUGCAGGAGUUCCACUUAGUGGGAGGCAGGCUGACCACCAUUGAGCCCUACUCCUUCCGUGGCCUCAACUACCUUAAGAUCCUCAAUGUGUCCGGCAACUCCCUCAGCACCCUUGAGGAGUCGGCCUUCCACUCGGUGGGUAACCUGGAGACCCUGGCCCUGUAUGACAACCCGUUGGCCUGUGACUGCCGCCUGCUGUGGGUCUUUCGUCGCCGUUGGAGGCUGAACUUCAACCGGCAGCAGCCUACAUGCGCCUCCCCAGAGUUUGUGCAGGGCAAAGAGUUCAAGGACUUCCCGGAUGUUCUCCAGCCCAACUACUUCACCUGCCGCAAGUCCAGGAUUCGGGACCGCAAGGCCCAGCAAAAGUUUGUGGAUGAGGGCACCACCGUCCAUUUUGUGUGCCAGGCAGACGGCGACCCAGCCCCCGUGAUCAUGUGGCUGUCCCCCCGGAAGCAGUUCAUCACCACCAAAACCAUUGGCCGCCUGACGGUGUUCCCAGACGGCACCCUGGAGGUGAGAUACGCACAGAUCCAGGAUAACGGCACAUACGCCUGCAUCGCCAGCAAUGCGGGGGGCAACGACACGGCACUGGCUCACCUGCAUGUGCACAGCUACUCCCCCGACUGGCCCCACCAGCCCAAUAAGACCUUUGCCUUCAUCUCCAACCAACCCAACGACAACGUUGCCAAUGGGACGCGUGCCACGGUCCCCUUCCCUUUUGACAUAAAGACCCUGAUCAUCGCCACCACUAUGGGAUUCAUAUCAUUCCUGGGGGUUGUGCUAUUCUGCCUUGUACUCCUGUUUCUGUGGAGCAGAGGGAAGGGUAACACCAAGCACAAUAUCGAGAUUGAGUAUGUUCCCCGUAAGUCAGACGCUGGCAUGAGCAGCAGUGGGGCAGACGCCCCCCGGAAGUUCAACAUGAAAAUGAUCUGAGGGGCCGCCACCGCCCAGAAACAAGGGGACCCAUACAAAAACAAAAUAAUUUUCUGAAAAAAAAAUAAAUAAAUGAAUAAGUGAAGUCCUCCCUUACAAAAGAAAAACAAAAACCC